Messenger RNA from Microthlaspi erraticum, 357 nucleotides. The record is from the annotation of a GenBank genome assembly. Lineage: Eukaryota; Viridiplantae; Streptophyta; Magnoliopsida; Brassicales; Brassicaceae.
AUGCCUCAUGGCUACAACUUAAAACCGAACUUUAAGAUCGGGGGAAGAGAUCUGACGGAAUCUGAGAUCCACCUUCGUCCGGCGGGUCAAGCGGAUCCAGUGGGUCUCGAGGAUUUGAAGGAUUCGCCGGUGAAGACAGAGAGAAUGGAGCAAGCGACGAAGAGACCCUCACCGGAUCUGAUGAGAGGAGUCCUUCACGACGACGAAAAGGCAUCAACGAAACCAUGGAGCAGCUCGUCGGGAAACGGAGGCGACAAGGGAGGAGAGCCGUAUUCUGACCAGCCUCUGCGGCGACCAGACAGAACGGCGGCUUCCGGGGAGGUAAGGUUAGGUCGGAGGCUCAUCUGCGGCGGUUGA